Oldenlandia corymbosa var. corymbosa is the source of this 492-nucleotide messenger RNA. Lineage: Eukaryota; Viridiplantae; Streptophyta; Magnoliopsida; Gentianales; Rubiaceae. The record is from the annotation of a GenBank genome assembly.
AUGAUAUCGCGUCUUAUAUCUGAGCAUCUGUCUUCUCACAAUGAGGAGGGUUUGUCUGAAAUGAUUAUUGCUGGAUGUGACGAAAUGGAUCCUUGCUUGCAUUGUGUGGAUGACAAGGGGUAUCGGCAACAAGGAAAAAAGUUUACUACUGGAUCUGGAUCAGAAUUUGCUCUCGGCGGUCUUCACGCUAGGUAUAGUUAUCGUUUGUCUUUGGAAGAAGCAGAGAAGGCAGCCAAAGAUGUGUUAUGCUUUGCUGCAUAUAGAGCUAGGGAGAGUCUUGGUUUCGUCAGUGUUUUCCAUGUAGGGCCUCAUGGGUUGAAGAAGCUCAUUAAUGAAGAAGAUAUUGGGAAAGUCUUGGAAAAACAGCAAUCUCUAUGGAGAAAACGCGCAGCUGAGUAUGAAAACAAUGAACUAAUGCAAAAGCCUUUGAAAAUCGGCAGUCCACGAGAAAUUAACCAAGCAGCAAAGCCUACCCGUAAAGCAGUGAAUUGA